UACUGCUUAAUACUUCAGGUACAUUUCCUGAUUAUACUCAGACUUUUCCUGAUUGCAGUAUUUUUACAGGGUGGUGUUGGUACUUUGAAGGCCCGUUGACACCCGUGCUCUCAGCAGCUGAUCUCAUUAACGGGGCUGCUGCAGUAAUUACUGCUGCGAUUAAUAUGAAAUUACUGAGAUUUCUCCUACUAGAGUUUGUUUCUCUUCAUCCGAACAGAGAACUGAAACUGGUGUCGUGUUUUCUACAGACUUUGGAACCCGAGAGACGUUUUGUGAUUUGGCAAAUAUAACUUGCCAAGUGUCUCUCAAACAACAUUUAGUUACUUUGCAGAUUCAGCUUAAUCAUACAAAAUAUAAUCAGCAAUUACAUAAUGAGGUAUUAUUACAGGAUAACAAAACUAUUGAUCCUGGGGAGAAACUCUCAAACUACCCAGCAGAAUAUAAAGUAACAGUAGCUCCACCUUCACCAGCUGCAGCAUGAAAGUGAUCAAUGCAUCAAUAACUAUAAUCCAAUAAUGUUUAUAUAUAUUCUGAAAUGGGCCGUUCUGCAUAACGAGUACUUUUACUUUUGGUACUUUGAGUAUAUUUAGAUGCUGAUACUUCUGUAUUUUUACUCCAGUAGCAGAUCUGAGUUCUUCUUCCACCUCUGAGGAACAUCAGAUGGGAAUAAACAGUUUUAAUCGAUCUAAAGCCCCAGGCUCCGCCCUGCCAGGACGUCACGGUACAGAAAUGAAUCGUACCUCAUGUCGCGGAUGGGAACCUGAUCGAUGAAUUAAUUACAGCAGCAGCGCUUCAUUAAGCAGCAGCUCUCACCGAAGCUGCUGUUAAAACUAUGUUUAAUAUUCAACAUCCACGAAGCUACCGCCUAGCAGCGUUGUUUAUUAGCCUUCACCUGCUAACUGUUAGCUAACCGCAUCGCCGAGAGGUCCAGAGGUUAAAAUCAAACGCGACGGAUUGGAGCCGACGGAAACCCGCGCGGCCAAAACUAAGCGAAUGGCGCGAGCAAAGGGUCAGAAAACAGUCAACCUCGUCUGACUUUAGCCUCUGAACUCUUCAGCUUCGUCCGUUAGUUUCACUUUUCUCCGGUAUGCUGCUCGGCUAACGCCGCCCUGCCGCCAGAAGUGAUCCAUGCCGUCGGUAACCGUGAAACAGGCUCGGUGCUAGCUGGUGUUAGCUCAUGCUAAUCGGCUGUGAUCCGUCGGAAGAUGUCCGGGUUCGGGUGGACGGUGGUCGUCCUGACGUGCCAACACAAAGACAGCGUCUACGCCUUCCAGAGAGAGCUGGAGUUGCGGCAGCAGCGUGGCUCUAUCCCUCAGGGUGCGUUGGUUUUGACAGUGCAGGACCGCCAGGAGCCGCUGGGCAGCGGGGGGGCGACGCUGAACGCUCUGCUGGUCGCAGCUGAACACCUGAGCAACAGAGCCGGACACACCGUGGUGACAGCUGACGUCCUGGAUGAAGCUCACAUCCUCAUCCUCCACACAGGUCGUGAUUUCCCCUGGAGCUCCUGCAGCCGAGCGUUCUGCUGGCUGCCCCGGGAGAACCCCGACCUGAGGGUCCAGGCUCCGGUCUGCUGUCUGGACCUGCUGCUGGACUGCCUCAGUAACCAGGUUUGUCCUGGCUCUCCUCCCGGCGUUUGGGUCUGCAGCACCGACACGAUCCUCACCGUCCCCCCUGGCUUCGUUUUGUCCUGGGACGGUUUCUCUGGAGUUCGGGUUUUGGCGUUGCCAGGCGACGUCUUCUACGCAGCCAAUCACGGAGUCUACCUGUCCGACCAACAGGGUCAGGUCAGGGACAUCAUCUACAGGGGAACGAAGGAGCAAAUUCAACAAGCUGUGAUGCCUGAUGGGAAGGUGCCACUGGUGUCAGGUCCAGUCUUCUUCAGCAGGUCUGUAUCAGAGAAGUUACUGCAGACUCACGUCACUCCUCCCCUGGACGGCUGCACCUACCUGGGCCUGGACUCUGGAGCUCCGCCCCUCCAGAUCUCUCUGUUCCUGGACGUGUUGAAGUGUCUCUGCUCAGAUCUGACUCAGGAUCAGUUUGUGAGCGAGGAGCGAGCCGGCUGCAGCGCUGCUGUUGGACCACAGGGGGCGACGGUGAGGAGCGGCAGGACGGAGCUGUGGAGGAUCCUGAGAGGAACUCCACUCAGGCUGGCGUACGUCCCCAGCGGUCGCUACGACUACCUGACUCUGUCUGGAAAGCAGCAUGUGGAGCGACUGACCUGUGAUUGGACAGACAGAAACGCUCUGUCUCACGUCCAGAGAGAGGGCGGGGUGAGUGAAGGAGGUCGACUUAUCAACAGCGUUCUGGAGGGUGACGUUGCCGUGGCGACCGGCGCGGUGGUGCAACACUGCCACCUACAGGGUCCUCUGGAAGUCCCGACGGGUUGUUUACUGUCGGGUCUCGAGUCGUUGACAUCACAGAGCAUCAGGCAGCUGGAGCUGGCCGAUGACAUCAUCAUCCAGGGACAUCGAAUUGAGCUGGGGGAACUGAAGCUGACCGUCUACACAGUGACGGGAGCGCAGGACGACCUGGAGGUCUCCUCUGAUGACAGCAAUGCCUCCUUCCUCAACCAGAGAUGGAGUCUCUUCUACAGCAGAACAGGAAUCCAGCCUGAGGAGUUGUGGGUCAGAGGAGAACAGCGCUCCCUCCUGGAGGCUCGUCUCUUCCCGGUCCUCCACCCCAGAGGAGGCGCCGUGGGUCUGGAGGGAGGUGUCGGCUGGCUGCUGGGGGGGGGCGGCUGCCUGCGCAGGUGGAGGGAGGCGUGGCGGCUUUCUCUGAAGGAGGUGAUGUCACUCACCCACCAGGAGGCGGAGCUGCAGUGGAGGGAGGAGUUACUGUUCCUGGCAGGAAGGAGGAGAGCGACGGAUGCCCUGAGGAGCCGCACGGACGUCUGCCUGCUGCCUUGCUUCAGGGCCGCGGUGCUGGGAGGCCAGCAGGGGGCGCUGCUGGGAACCCUCGACUGCAUUGCAGCAGGAAGCCUGCGGCAGGGGGCGGAGUCAGGCGCAGAGCUGGGCGUGGCCGCUCGCUGCCUCUCCUGCAUCGCUGACGUGUUGGUGUGCAUGGCGGGGGGGAGGGGAGGGCUGAGGAGCGGACCGGCCGCUAACGAGGCCUGGAGCUCCGCCUACUUCCUGUUAGAGGAGGGUAACCUGAGAGGCGGAGUCCACGCCCUGGCUACGCAGAGAGAGCGCUGGCUCAGCAGGCCGGACCUGCUGGUUCGGGCGGCACGGCACUACGAGGGCGCCGGCCAGGUGCUUCUACGACAAGCUGUGAUGUCGUCGCAGAGGUUCAUCUCCAUUGGCCGGGGUGAGGUCCCGCCCCUUGAGGAGUGGCAGGAAGUGGAGUGUCCGGCCAGACUGGACUUGGCAGGCGGCUGGAGCGACACUCCGCCCAUCGCCUUCGAGCACGGCGGCUCUGUGACCAACGUCGCAGUGAAGGUCGACGGGAAGCGUCCGAUUGGUGCCAGGGCCCGUCGCAUCAGAGAGCCCCGCCUCCUGCUGGUCAGCUACACUGGAGGGCGGGACGAUGGGGUUUCCACGGAGACAGUGUGUGACAGCCUGGAUGACCUGAGGGACCACUGUCAGCCUCACGCACCCGGAGCGCUGCUGAAGGCAGUGUGUGUGUGCAGCGGCCUGGUGUCGCUCUCCUCCCAGCAUCCUCUGGGGGAGCAGCUGAUGCAGCGGUGGGGAGGAGGGGUGGAGCUCCACAGCUGGUCGGUGCUGCCCACCGGAUCUGGACUGGGUACCAGCAGUAUCCUGGCAGGGGCGCUGUUGGCCGCGGUCUACAGGUGUACCGGUCGAACCUACAACACAGACUCCCUCAUCCACGGCGUCCUCUACCUGGAACAGAUUCUCACCACAGGUGGAGGCUGGCAGGAUCAGGUGGGAGGUCUGGUGGGCGGAGUCAAGGUGGGUCGUUCCAGAGCGUCUCUGCCCCUGCAGGUAGAAGUGGAACGUCUCAGUCCUCCAGAGGACUUCCUGGUUUCUCUGGAGCAGCACCUCCUGCUGGUGUACACCGGGAAAACUCGCCUGGCUCGCAACCUGCUGCAGGAUGUGGUUCGCAGCUGGUACAGCCGCCUGCCCUCGAUGGUCCAGAACGCCCAGCAGCUGGUGUCCAACUCAGAGGAGUGUGCGAGAGCCUGUUCAGACGGUUCUCUGUCCAGACUGGGUCAGUGUCUGGACCGCUCGUGGCAGCACAAGAAGCUGAUGGCUCCUGGAUGUGAGCCGGCCUCGGUGAGGGCCAUGAUGGAGGCCCUGAGGCCGCUGGUCCUGGGUCAGAGCCUGGCCGGGGCCGGAGGGGGGGGCUUCCUCUACCUGCUGACCCGGGAGCCUCGACAGCGGCAGGCAGUUCUGCAGGUCCUCGACAACACGCCGGGUCUGGGAGACUUCAGCGUUCACUCAGUGGAGCCGGACGUGGACGGGAUCACAGUCCUCCCUCCGUCCUGAGGACGGACGCACACACACACACACACACACACACACACACACACUCAGUGUUUGUGUCUAAAUGCAGUCAAAGCUGGAAAAACACAUCAGUAAUUAAAAAUAGACACAAAGUUCAGUAAAAGCACUUGAAUGAUCUUUUCAUUAGUGAUCAUAAAGGCCUUUAAAGCUCGUGAAGGAAACUGAUUCAACUUUAAAGGACAGAUUCAGGCGACUUCUGUCUUAAAGCAACACUCACAUUAUACUGUUCAUACCGGACAUGAAGAGUUCCUGAUGUGAUUUCAGUAAAAAUACAGUUUAUCUGAAGCUUCAACAGUCUGAGUUGGACGCAAGUGGAGAUGGUGGAGAGACAGGACAGAGAGUGAAUAUUAAUAAUAUAAUAAACUUUAUUUUCAAAACACAGUUACAAAGUGCUUUAUAAUAAAACCUCAAAUAAAACAGCAGGAAUAAAUAAAGAUACAGAGUUUGCAGAUCUCUUCAGGAAAGUCUUUUUAAAGUGGAGGAGCUUUAAGUGCGAAGGCUCUGUCCCCUUUGUGUUUGAGUCCAGACCUUCGAACAACGAGAAGCGACACAUCUGAGGAUCGCAGGGAGCGAGAGGGGACGCGAGCCAAUAAAAAGUCAGAAAUACAACUUGGAGCGAGGCCUCUCUGGGCUUUAAAAGUCAUCAGUAAGACUUAGUCAUUCAAAGAGCCACAGGUAGCCGCUGUACAGGUAGACAGGAUCAUGUUUCUUUGUACAGUUCAAAUCCGGGCAGCUGAGUUUUUGAUGAGCUGGAAGCAGCAGAGACAUUUUUACUGAUGCGAGAGAGCAGGAUAUUAAUUAUUAGUAUUAUUAAUAUUGUACUAAAAUGUACAGUCAUCUUUGAAAGAUACUGCAUUAAUUUGUCUAACUCAUAUUAUCUUUGGCUGAACUGUGAAACCAAAAACUAUCAAUGUACAUGAGAGCAUGUGAGUACUGCUUUAAGACAGACUUGAACCUAUCCUUUAAGAACACUGUUAUUUAUUUAUUUUACCAUUAAUCAACCAAUGAACAAAAACCCAUGAUACUAACACUUACUUUGUUCAUUUAAAACCUUUUAAUGAACAAUUAAUCUUUAUUUAAUGGAACAAUUAGAGACAUUUAAGGAAUAAAAUGAUGUUUUGGUUCAUAAAGUUUGCUGUAUUUUGAUGCUGUUUUGUAUUUCAGCUUUAAUAAUGAAUGUAAAUCACUGAACAGUGUUGCUCUUUGUGAUGUCAUCAGUGUUGGACGGUACAUUAUAAUUGUCUAAAUAAAAACUAAUCAAAGAAAUAAAGUCAAAUAAAACACA
Siniperca chuatsi (mandarin fish) is the source of this 5745-nucleotide messenger RNA. Its product is annotated as L-fucose kinase. Lineage: Eukaryota; Metazoa; Chordata; Actinopteri; Centrarchiformes; Sinipercidae. The record is from RefSeq and is a predicted model, not a curated record. The transcript has 23 exons. Gene Ontology annotation, biological process: GDP-L-fucose salvage. The coding region runs from base 1206 to 4442 and encodes 1078 amino acids. Gene Ontology annotation, molecular function: fucokinase activity; ATP binding.